CACUUCCUCUUCCGCCCGUGCGCGGCUCCCAGAGCGCGACCAAGACGCCGCGGUUGGUCGUCUUGUUCACCGAAGGCCCGGCGGGCUCGCGUGGCGCCCGGUCCUGCUCGCCUCCAUCGGGGCGGGCGGAGCGCCGCGAUCCGUAGGGCGGCGGUGGCUCGCUCGAGUCCGGGGCAGCGGGAAGCGGAGCGGAGCCGUGCGAGGGUCUCACUAAGUUUCCAAGGCAGGCCUCGAACUCAUAUAAUCCUCCUUCCUCAACUUCUGGGAUUAUAGGCAUGUGCCAUCACGCCCACUGUCUUUUUUAACAAUUGGAUAAUUUGUAAACAAAAACCAGCUGUGAUUUUUUUCCCCCUAGGUUAAAAAUUCGUAUAAAUCAUUUUCAUAGCGUCCUGUAUAUGUCUUGCAAAGAAGAAUGAUGAGCAUUUAGUUGGUUAGUUGGGAGAUGCUUUUGGAGAAGAAUAUGACUACCUUUCCCCUAAUUAUUUCUCUUUUUAUUAUGGUUUCACUGCCUCAAGCUCUCCUGCCAUCGUCCAUAUACUUCCACAAAGUGAAGACUUCUGUCUUCACAAAUAAAUGAAGGUCAUGGAAAUUGUACCCCUUAUUAAAGACAGACGGUUGACCCAAAUUUAAGAAGAACCCAAUCUCUCCUAAUCUGAUUUUUUCAUAUUCUUCCCUUAUGAGAAACAUGAACUAGAAAGCACACCAGUUGUCCUUGGAUAAUCCUAAGCCUCCUUUCAGCCUGUGGGUACCAAUUUUCUCAAUCACCAACCUGAAAUGUUAAGAAAAAGAAGGAGGCAAUGUUAUUCAGUAUUUGUCUUCUCUGAGCUAUUUGAGAGAAGUAAAGGACCUGGCUAUUGAUUUUAAAGGGAAGGAAGAAGAUAUUUACAUUGAUUUUUGUACCAGAGCAGACAGGUCCUUAUUUUAUCAAAGGUGGCAUCAGCAAGGUGCCAGACACUGAAUCGAAACUGGUGCUAGAGCAGAAUGAUGAUGGUAGAUCUGAAGGUGGUUGAGCAUUUGGACCCUCAGAUCAGGGCUCUGUGGGAGACUAAGGAACCUGUGACUCAGAGCUCCAAUCAAAGUAAGAAAUCUGCACAGAGAGACAGUCUGGAUCCCAGGCGCUCUUGCUGGCACUUCCGGAACUUCCAUUAUCACAAAACAGCUGGACCCCAUGAAGCUGUCAGCCAGCUUCAGGAAUUAUGCCGUCGGUGGCUGAGACCAGAGAUUCACUCAAAGGAGGAGAUCUUGGAACUGCUGGUGCUAGAGCAGUUCCUGACCAUUCUGCCCAGGGAGAUGCAGACCUGGAUGCAGAAGCACCAUCCACAGAGCAUUGAGGAGGCUGUUGACUUGGUGGAAUACUUACAAAGGGAAACUGGUCAAAGGAGGAAUGGGGUUGAAGUCCAUGAGCUGGAAAAGGAGCCAGUGCUUGUGGGAGAAACACCAGAGACUCCAGGCUUAAAGGUGAAGCCAUCAAAGUCUCAAUCAGAAGGUGUGUCUAAGGAUGAAGAAUUUUGGAAUACAUACCAGGGUGUACAAAAACAUCUGAGCAGGAGUUCUUGUAAAGAAACUGAGUCUAUAUAUGAGAGUGCUGUUCCUGCUCAGCAGAGUCUAGCCUUUUCUGAACAGAAAAACACCAAAGUGUGGACAGUGGCACCUGGGCUUAUCUUGCCCCAGUCCCAGAGCUUGUUGUCAUUUGAAGAAGUAGCCAUGUAUUUUUCCAAGGAAGAGUGGGAGUUAUUGGAUCCCACUCAGAAGGCUCUCUACAAUGAUGUAAUGCAGGAAAACUAUAAGACUGUCAUCUCGCUAGCAUUAUUUGUGCUUCCCAAACCUAAAGUCAUCUCCUGUCUAGAGCAAGGAGAAGACCCAUGGGUUCAAGGAUCGUCAGAGUUCAAACCCUGCCCCAGAGAAUCUUCUACAGCAGGGUUAAUACUAAAAAAUGACACUGAAAAUCAUCAGCCUGUAUCUCUCUCUGACUUGGAAAUACAAGCACCAAGAGACUUAGGAUCAAAAAAGGCCAAAGUGAAAGUUCCCCAGAAAACAGUGGGCAAAGAAAAUCAUGGUGAUACACACAGAGUGGGGAAGUGGCACCGAGAUUUUCCAGUGAAGAAAAGAAAGAAACUUGCAACAUGGAAACAAGAACUACUGAAACUUAUGGAUCUUCACAAGAAAGACCGUGCAGGGGAAAAGCCUUUUAAAUGCCAAGAAUGUGGGAAAAACUUCAGAGUUAGCUCUGAUCUUAUUAAGCACCAAAGAAUUCACACAGAAGAGAAGCCUUAUAAGUGCCAGCAGUGUGAUAAGAGGUUUAGAUGGAGUUCAGAUCUUAAUAAGCACUUAACAACACAUCAAGGAAUAAAACCAUAUAAGUGUUCAUGGUGUGGGAAAAGCUUCAGUCAAAAUACAAACCUUCACACACACCAAAGAACUCACACAGGAGAGAAACCCUUUACAUGUCAUGAAUGUGGAAAAAAAUUCAGUCAGAACUCCCACCUUAUUAAGCACCGGAGAACCCACACAGGUGAACAGCCUUACACCUGUGGUAUAUGCAAGAGAAACUUUAGUAGGCGGUCAAGCCUUCUUAGACACCAGAAACUUCACCAAUGAAGGGAAGGUUGUACAGUGUCCUUAUUCUAAAGAAAUUCAUCAAAUGGAGCUUGACACUGAAGUUGUAAAAAAAAAAAAAAAAAAAAGCAUGAAUUUUUCAACAAAAAAUUGGGUAUAAAUGUCAUGAUUCAUAGAAAGGUUGACCCAACUGUGGGUACAUUAGUUAUACUACUUACUGUUUUUAACUGUCAGGGAAUUCCUUAGCACUAGAGAUGUUCUAAGAGCAUCUGAAUAAGGGAAAGGGCUCUUUGGGGAUUGUACAAGGAAAAUAGCAAUUUCAGCUUCAGAUAGCAGAUGCAGCGAGUCAGUAGUUCUCUGUAAUCACAGAAGUAAAUGCUGAUGGUUUUGCAUUGAUGUCCUCAGUCACUUGAACAUAGUAGAAGCAUUUGUAAUGUAGUCUUCCAAGAUGAAAAAUGAUUAACAUUUAUCUGUGUUUAAUUGUAAACCAUUGUGUUCAGGGUAUCAGACUAAACAUUUUCGGUGAUCUUGGGCAGAAAUGAAUUCUAAUGGAAAGUUUUCCAGGAGCAAAAUUGGAUUUUCUUCCUUUCUCUUGUCAUUGGACACUGUUCAUAAAGAUGGACAUCAUUUGAGUUCCUUGAACUUUUUAGCAAUUUCAGCUCUUGCAUCCUUCCUGUUAGCACAAAUUUUACUGUGAUAAAACCAUUAGGGAAUCUGCCAGAUGGACUAAUAAUGCACUAUUUUAUGCCUCUCAUUGGUGGUGUUCAGAAAGUGGAAAACAUCUCUAAUGAGAGCAUAUGAAAACGGGUUGGAAUUUGUAGCCAUGAAUAUAUAUUAGAUAUAAGGAUUUUCUGCAAUAAAAGUAGACUUUCCUUACCUCAAGAUGUCAGCAUAGAGCAGUCAUAAAAAUUAGUACUUGUUCUAGGCAUUAAAGAAAACUGAGUUUAGGAUCAACUUCUUACAGUUUCUGUUUACUUUUUAAUUUGCCUUUUGUUAAGAACAAAAGAGUAAUGUUUGUAUGAGAACUGGAAUGUGUGUGUGCUACAGGCAGGAUCCUGUCACUCACUUGGUAUAGAGACUUGAACAUGCAGUGGGAGUUUGGGUUCCCAAAAAGAAAUGUUUGGUAACUGAUGCUCAGUGUUGGACAAGUAUAGGUAGAUCUACAUCUAUGUUGUUAUGUUUUUACACUGAAAGCUCUUAAGCAGGGUCCACCUUUCCAGCACAGUGUUCAAUAGCAGCCUCAAGUUAAUAAAUUUGAUGGGUUACUGUUAGUCUGCAUAGCCUAUAGAUUUUCUUAUAAUUGACCUGUUUAGGUAAAACAGUAACUCAGUUUAUUCCUGUUAGGGCUUUUAGAUAUGUCAAGAAAGAGAUUCAAGUAAUGAUCUCUUCCAAGUCUCUAAUAAAUAAGGAAAUUGAGACUUGAAGAAAUAUAGGGCUAAUGUGGUGCCUACCUGUAAUACUGGCUCUUGGGAGGCUGAGGCAGGAGAAUCACAAGUUCCAAGCCAGCCUGGGCAAUAGGGAGACCCUAUCUCUAAAAAGGGCUGUGGAUGUAGCUCAGUGUUAGAGUGCUUGCUUGGCAUGUGCAAGGACCUGGGUACAAUCCCCAGUACCUCCUCCCUAAAGACAGGAACUUGAUUAAGACAUUGCUAGAGGAUCUGAGGACUACAACUUAGCAUCAUCUAUCAUAUAUGAAGGCAGGAUUAAUAGGACCAAUUUAUGUUAUCCCCACACAACCAGCCUGAAUAAUGCAUUGUAUCUAAUUCUAGUUUAUAAAACAUUCCUGUUUUUUUAUUAGCAUUUCUCAGAUGGUUCAUGAAAUACCCUUGUGUCUCCAUUUUCUCUCUAAAAUAGAGAUAGCAUUCAACUCAGGGUUGUUUGGGGAUUAGAUGGAUUGAUGAAAGUAGAGCACCUACAAUGGCCUCGCCCAUAGUAGAAACAUGGUGUGUAUGUGUUCUUUCCCUUUCCCCUGCUCCCCAGUGGUAAGUUGGACUGGCUGACUACAUUAAGAAAGCAAAUGGCAUUUGUGGCAGCCCCAUUCAGGACUUGAGCACUUGAGUUGUUAAGAUGAUUUGAUUAUUGGUUUUAGUAUUUUCUGAUGUAUGUCACAAGAGCUACCUGAGCUAUUGGUCUGGAGCUCUCAGCCACAAUUCUGUUUUAUUCCUUGAGAUAAGUUGGACCAAGUUUGUUUUCUAAGCACAGAGAUCGGAAGCUCUGCUCUACCUAGUCUUUCAGUCUCAGACCCUUGGGACUCUGACUCUUCUCUCAGGACAUGUGGAUUUCUUGGAGACACUGCAUUCACUCAGCUCUAUUUAAUAAAACUCUGUUGUGUUCUGGGCCCUGUCCAGACUCUGAAGACACAGCAAAGGAGAGAACACAUCCUUUCAUGGAGAAUGUAUUCCAGUGAACCUAGGAGAAAGGAGGUAAAAAAGAAAUCUUUCUUGUUCUUUGUAGUAAGCCAGAGUCAUGAGAUAGAUUUGAUCAGCAGGUAAUGAUCAGAAUCUUCAAUUCUGAGCCAAAGCAUUAAUUUUCUGGUGCAAGUCUCUAGUACUCUCCUUUCCUGCCUUAAUCAUGGAAGCACAUACAUAGCUAGAGGAGCCACAAGAUCAAAGCCAUCAGGAAUGCUGGGUCCCUGCAAAGAGGUCAGCUAUUCUGAAGUCCCCAGACCUAUAAUAUACUUUGUUGGACUGAGAAGUAAAUGUUAUGUUAAAGCAUGGACAUGCUGGUGCCAUGUGUUUCUGCAGCAUAACACAGCCUGUUUUAAUAGAGCAUAGAAAAGAGCAGUUGGAGGUGGCUACACUUACAGAACUCAAAAGAAUUUCCCUUUUCAUUUCACCUGACUUUGGUCCUGUAAGAGACCUAGCUUCUCCUAGAUGCUUGGCACCUAAUGCAAUUCCAGUAGAAACACUUAGGCACUCAAGACUAGAUUAUAGGGAAGAAAGACAUUGCUAUCUGGGACAAAUCAGGGGGAAAUUAGUGGUUCAAGUGGACAAAGCAACCUUCCCUUCCUCUUUUUGUUUCCCUGUCCACCACCCCUCCCCUGUAUCUUACCUGUUGAUAGGAGAGGUUGUGUUCCCAUUCUUCAUGUGAGUGCAGUAGAUUUCAUAGUAUGGUUUGGCAACUACUUCUGUUAUUCUUACUGUCAGUUGUGCCUCAGAAAACAGAAGAGAUGUAGGGCAAAAGCACAUUUCCUCAGACUGAUGUAGAGAGGAAGGUGGCUGCUCUGGGCUAAGGGGUGAGAGUUGGGGUGAAACUUGAGUAGGAAAUCAGGAGUAGGACAGUUGUAGUUCUCCAGUGAGAAAGUCCUGGCUUAGACUGUUGUGAUCAACCCAAUGUCCCACGACAUCUUAGGCUUGAAAUUUGGAGUGGAAUUUGGAAGAAAGGUUUUUUGAAGCUUUGCUUGAAACUGAAAUAUGAGAGCUCUAGGUUUAGUCUUAAACAUUAAGCACUAAAGUUCUAAUGAAUAUGUCCUCCAUAAGUAGCCAGAUGAUUUCCAGGACAAAUCAGAUGGUGCCUUAUUCUCAUUUGUUUAGACAGAAAUCUUAACAAAGUUAUUUCUGAGAACUGUGUCAUUUUUUUUAGUCUAGAUUGCCUUCCUCUCUCCCUACUAGUCCAAGUGGUCAAAAUGCUAGAACUGGCCUAGAUGUAGAGGCCUUGCCUUGAGCAUGCUGUCCAGAAACUUGAAUUGAUCUUAGGAACCUUACAUCUUUAACUGUAAGGGAAGGAUAGGAGGGCUUAGAUCAAACCUCAAAAUGAAAACUCCUAUGGUUUCUUACCAGCUUUUGACUGGGUUCCCUGUAUAGUUUCUGAAGUGAGAAGCCUUGAAGAUUUGCCCACACUGUUUUCCAGUGUUCUUCCCAGUAAGACUACAUCUAAAUAGCUAUAGUGUGGAUCCAAAAUGUCCCCCAAAGGUGCAUGCGUUAAAGGCUUGGACCCCAACUUGGUGCUCUUGGGAGACAGUGGAAGCUUUAAGAGGUAGAACUUAGUGGUAGGUGUUUAGGUUGCUGGGGGCAUGCCCUUGAUGAGGAUAGUGGAACCCCAUCUCCUUCCUCUCUCCUUUUUGCUCCCAUCACAAUGUGCUCCCUUGCCACACACCUAGAAGUAAUGGCCAACUAAUCAUGGACUGUAAUCUCAAAUUGUGAGCCAAAAUGAACUUUUUUAAGUUGAUUGUCUCAGGUAUUAUAGUAAUAGAAAGCUGACACAUAAGUAUAAAACCUUAUAGUUUCUUGUGUAGGUUCACUGGGGAGCAAGGAUGGGCUACUGUUUGAAGCAUCUACUAAACUUACAAUAUGCUUAGGUUUCCUUCAUGUAUGAAUCCUGCAGUGGGCAAUGCUAUGAGGAUUAAAAAUAUUUUCAGCAGUCCAGAUUCGAGUUCAUGAUUCCAGUCCGUGGCACAGGCAUCCAUCGGACUAGUAAAAAGUGGAAGCUUCAGAUCCCCUUGCUAAAUAUUGCUGGUGAGGUAGAACUGCAAGCUGCACACCCUCCUUCCAGGAAAUAACAGACUUUGCUCUUGCAAGGGCCUACCCAGGAUUCACUCCUCCAAGAUCAAAGGAAACAGUUCUGUUUAGCAUCUUCUGUGCCUAGUGAAAAAUCCCAGUGUUUUAACAAGAACAGUCUUGAUACCUUCCAGCACUUGCCAUGGGAAAGAGUAGUUUGAAAACAGGAUUGCAAUAUGGUACUUUCACAAAACUGUCAACCUCAGAAUCUUUGAAAUUCAAAGUUUUUCUCAUCUUCUGUUCCCAGGAGGAGCAAAGAGUAGGGAUCUCUCAUCUCUUUGAAAGAUCACCUGUAAGGCAGACAAGUGGCAGGAAGUGGUUGCCUUUGAAUAUGUCAGAGAAGGUGCAGGUAGAAAUUGAGGUUUCCUGGUUCACAGUUCAGAUAAAGUUCCUUUAAAUAGAAGAUCCCUAGGAAGAAUUCCAAUUCUUGUCCAUGCAUGUGUGGAACAGGCUUUAGGAGUCAUGGCUCCUGUCUGACUCCUCAAUAGCCAUUCUUCCCCAUGAGCAUUUAGUCAGCCUCCCAGUGUUCCAUCCUGCCAUGACCCUGACCAUUUAUACCAGUUCUCAUCAUCUCAGAGUAGGGCGAUGGCAUCCCAGAGAGUGCAGUCAUUCUCAAUGAAAUUCUGAUCUCUCUCCUGUCUCCUCAAGAGCCAGGAAUGGUUUAUCACUGGCCUCUAUUGUUCUUAGAACUCCAUUCUUAGCAAGAAAGCACCUAGUUUCUCAUCAUUAAGUAUUAUUAUUUGUUGAUUCCCCCAGCCAGGGGUGCUCCACCACUGAGCCAUAUCCCUAGCCCCAGCCCCCUUUUUUGAGAUAGGACCUUGCUAAGUUGCCAAGACUGGAAGACUGGCCUGGAACUUGCAAUCUUCUUACUUCAUCCUCCUGAGUAGCUGGCAUUACAGGCAUCCACCAUACCUGACUGAUUUUUUAACAAGUUUUUAAGCAAGUUGAGGAAGUUCCCCCUCUAUUUUUACUUUGCUGAGAGUUUCUAUCAUGAAUAGUAUUGAAUUUUGUCAAAUCAUAUCUACAUCUAUUGACAUGAUCAUGUGAUUUUUUCCUUAGUUUGCUCAUAUGAUGGAUUAUAUUCAUUGAUUUUUCGGAUCUUGAAUCAUCCCUUGCAUACCUGAAAUAAAUCCCUGUUGUAUUUUCUUCUAAUUUGGUCUUGAGGUCUCUCUGGAAAGGGACUAUAAACUCUAGACCUUCCCUGUUAGGACAUGGAUGUUUACAGAGCCCUCCAUGGAAUACUUUUUUUUUUUUUUAUCCUGGUGGAUGACCUAAUGCCUCAGGUCCUAACGAUGACUAAGUGUUCCAGUUUAUUCUUACCAAGGUAGCCACUCUCUAGGAGAUCCCUGACUGGGAAAGAAAGUAUCAGGAGCAUCAGUCAUGUAAGACAGGAAGCAAUGCAGCAAAACACAUAACAGGAGCAGUUUUAUUCUUACAGAUCACAGAAAGAAGAGGGCAGCAUGCCUCACAGGAUUGAUGGGAAGUGGGGAGCCAUCUGAGACACAUUCAUUCAGCAAGUGGAGAGAAAGAGAACCUGUACACUUGGGUACUUUGGGAGUCCAUCUACCUAGGCAGGUUUCCUGUAGAAGUUCUAAUGGGUAGGUUUAGGGCAAGCAGACACAAGUUCUACAGAGGCAUGCUAUGACUAAGAGGGGAUUAGUGUGGCAUGCACAGUCCAUGUGAAGUGUGGGAUUCAGUGGAGCAAGUCAAGUAGGUUGUCUCUAGCUACUCCACAGGAAGGCAGUUCUAGAUCCACAUUAGGAUGGUGGGAGGUAAGUAGAAAACUAGAAACUGUCAAGGGUGACUAAGCCCUGCUUUUGGCAUGAGAAAAAUUAAACAUUGACAACAGGUGCCAAGGUCACAUAAAAUUAUAAGAAUUUACAAUCCUACUUGAUCAUGAUAUAUAAUUUUUAUUUCAUUGUUGGAUUUGAUUUGCUAAUACUUCGUUAAGGAUUUUUGCAUCCAUGUUCAUGAUAAAUAUGGCAUUUUUUAAUGUCUUGUAAUAUCUGGCUCUAGUAUUAGAGUUAUGAUCACAGAGACAUUCCCUCUGCUUCUGUGUUCUGGAAGAGAUUGUAGAGAACUGGCAUAUUUGCUGCCUUAAAUGAUUGAUAGACUGCCAGUGAAUCCAUCUGGUCCUGGUGCUUUGUGUUUGGAAAGUUUAUUAAUUACUGAUCCAGUUUAUUUAAUAAACAGACCUAUUCAGACA
Messenger RNA from Sciurus carolinensis (gray squirrel), 9255 nucleotides. It is a transcript of the gene Znf75a, whose product is annotated as zinc finger protein 75a. Gene Ontology annotation, biological process: regulation of transcription by RNA polymerase II. The record is from RefSeq and is a predicted model, not a curated record. Lineage: Eukaryota; Metazoa; Chordata; Mammalia; Rodentia; Sciuridae. Gene Ontology annotation, molecular function: RNA polymerase II cis-regulatory region sequence-specific DNA binding; DNA-binding transcription factor activity, RNA polymerase II-specific. Bases 982 to 2598 code for a protein of 538 amino acids. The transcript has 8 exons.